CACUUCCUAUAUUGUCACGUUCUGUUUGAGCACGAGGAUCUGUUCGGAGCAGAAUGACAGGAGAGCUGCGGGACGACGAGACGGAGGAGGAGUAUCUGCAUUCGUUCAUCCGGAAACAAGGGAACAUUUACAAACCGAACAACAAGGACAUGGAAAACGAGAGUCUGAACGAGAAGGCGAUGGAGGACGUCCACACCAAGGAGAUCGACCUGGUCAACAGGGAUCCGAAGCGCAUUAACGACGACGUGGUCAAGGUGAGUCAGAGCUGGGUGGCUUUWAAAAAAAAAAAAAAUUGGCAACUUUUCUAAGUGACGUCGCUGCAG
Poecilia reticulata (guppy) is the source of this 323-nucleotide messenger RNA. Lineage: Eukaryota; Metazoa; Chordata; Actinopteri; Cyprinodontiformes; Poeciliidae. The record is from RefSeq and is a predicted model, not a curated record.